This is a messenger RNA of Drosophila busckii, 416 nucleotides long. It is a transcript of the gene cer, whose product is annotated as protein CTLA-2-beta. Lineage: Eukaryota; Metazoa; Arthropoda; Insecta; Diptera; Drosophilidae. The transcript has 2 exons. The coding region runs from base 89 to 337 and encodes 82 amino acids. The record is from RefSeq and is a predicted model, not a curated record.
GUAGUAUUCACAUUAGAUAGAGCUACAAAAAGACAAGUCAGAUUAUUGUUUAUUAUUACAAUUGCUUGCAUUUAAAACACUUAUCAUCAUGUCUUCAGUGUCUGAUCAGGAAUGGACCGAUUAUAAGUCAAAGUUCAAUAAAAAUUACAACGCAGAAGAAGACGCAAGUCGUCGCGCUGUGUAUGCGGGCACCAAAGUGAAGAUUGAGGCUCACAACAAGAAAUAUGAAAGCGGUGAAGUAACUUAUCAGAUGGGUAUUAAUCAUCUUGCGGAUUUAACACCAGAUGAAUACAGCAAGCGUUUAUGUGGCUCUCUAGCUCCGCCUAAGCAGAGCUAGGCUUAGCUAUUUAUGUUAUACCAAACGACACCGAAUCUCUUCAAUCACCAAUACAUAUUUUUUAUAUUGAAUUAUUAUA